Molecule: messenger RNA, 2572 nt
Organism: Porites evermanni
Lineage: Eukaryota; Metazoa; Cnidaria; Anthozoa; Scleractinia; Poritidae
Source: the annotation of a GenBank genome assembly
AUGAAAAUAAAUGAUGUACCACACAUAGUGUGGAUAUGUGCGAAGAAAGAGUCAGGAGAGAUUCACAGUGCCUUUUGUACCUGUACAGCAGGGUAAGCGAUUUCCUUUAAAGUAAGUGAUUUUAGUAACAUAUAGCUACCAGUAUGUCCCUCACAAAAAUUCCUAUAUAGCUAUAUAGCUCUACUGGAAAAAAGAAAUAAAUUAUCCUAGUAGUUCUGCAUUAGAAUAAGGAAUCAGAGUACUUAAGAAGACACUCGAAACCACAAUAUACACUGUAAUCGUUUCUGUAGGUUGGGUGGUUCUUGUGUCCACAUUACUGCCAUGUUCUUUCGCAUUGAAGCAGCUGUAAGAGGUGGAUUCACAAACUUAGUAGUGGCAUGCACUUCAAAGGCCUGCACAUGGAAUGUUCCCUCCCAAAAAACUGUUAUUGAGCCUGUUCGUGCCAAAGAUAUAAAUUUCAUAGCAGCUAAAUUCAACAAAGGUGUGAACGCUGUAUGUUAGCUAAUAUAGGUAUAGUUCUUAUUUGCAUAUUGUUAGACUCUCGUCAUCAUCAUCAUUAUCAACAGAUGCUCUCAUGGACAGGGUUAUCAACAUGUUCUUAACCCUAAUAAUGAUGGCUCAUAGUAGUCAGAUGUAAUGUAGGUAAUCCGUGAUUGAAAAAGAAUAAAAAUAGAACACUGCACUUCUUUUACACAUGCCGGUGUAAGCAACUGCUGACGUCUGUAAAGAAUCAGCUCGCUAAUGACCUUUGCAAACUGAAACUAUAGAAGAGCCACAAUCAAAAUAUUAUACAGAAACAAGCAUCAAUGGUUCCUGGAUAUCCCUGGCCAUUUUUUUUAAAAAAAAAAACCGACCGAUUCUUUGUUAGCUGAAAAUUUAUUCUGUGUAGACAACAAGUGAUCCUGUGGUUGUCUUUUUAAUACAGGUUUCACUAUAUUGCUGGUCUUAUGUAACAUAUAAAAAUUUUAACUCUUGGGGGAAAUAGAAAUAUUUAAGACUGUAUGAUGAAAUUGUACUUUUCAGGGAUUUUUGUUUAUUUAAGACAAUCUGUUGUCUAAGCAGGAUUUAAUAACUUAUAGGGUGCGUGCAUGCCACAUCCUUUAAAGGCUCUUUUAAAAUGUAUGUGAAUUUCUUUCACAGAGGCAUCAAGGCCAGCAGUGUCUGCAAAGCGAAAGUUGUUUGUUCCAUUGAAGGGAAAGGAUAUCGACACCCAAGGGAAUAAUCGCAAGCAUAUGUUUGAAGAACUUAAGAAGACACUACCAAAUGGUUGUUUUACUUCAUUUUAUGAAAGGGACUAUGAAACAGAUGUCUCAUCUGAGGUUCCUGUUGUGUCUAAUGCAAAUUUACUUACCAAAUUAGCUACAACUUGCAAAAGUGUGGAUGAAUUUUUGUCUCAAAUGCCUGCACUUACAGAUGUGCAAGUUCAGCAGAUAGAAACCGAAACACGGGGACAGGCAGACAAUGCAAUGUGGGCUAAUCAGCGCAAAGGCAGAAUCACAGCAUCAAAUUUUUACUAUGUUUUUACCAGAGUUAAUACCAUCAAGGCUAACCCUUCAAUAAACCAUAAUGUAGAGCCUCUCUUAAGAAAAAUCAUGGGUUAUGAUGCAAGUAAAGCACAUAACAUUCCUGCUUUAAAUCAUGGUAAAGAAUAUGAGCCCAUUGCAAAAGAAAAGUAUAUAUCUUUAAUGAAGUGCAAUCACAAGGAAUUCACAUUCUCAGAAAGUGGGCUAUUUGUUGAUUGUAAAUUGUAAAUAUCUUAUUAUCCACUCCCCACAGGGCUUUUCAGGGAUAAUUUACAACACUGGUUGGGGGACUUUGCCAGACUGCUUAAGGUGCAGUUUACAAGUACUGAAGGAAUGAGUGAUGAUGCCCCCAUACAUGAGUGUGAAAGUGAGAUAGACCACUACACCGGGCACUACGUGCCCUACUCUUUACGAAGAGUGUGUGGGUUCUUUAACGUCCCACAGAUUUAUUACAUGUACAAGGGCUUGUGAGACGGGGCCUACGGUUUAUCGUCCUUAUCCGAGAAGACUAGAAAGUCUAACCAUUUGCAGAUGUUAUUACAAAGGCAGCACUUUCUCCUCAGUUCUUUAAAGACCCUGAGUGUUGGUCGGGCCGGGGUUUGAACCUACGGCCUCCCGCUCAGCAGACCUGCGCUCUCCCAACUGAGCUAACCGGGCGGCGGUUAGCUAACCGGGCGGCGGUUGAUCCAUCAAGACCUUACUUGGGGGCAUCUCCAGAUUUACUAGUCCAUUGCAGUUGUUGUGGAAUGGGAUUAUCAGAAAUGAAAAGUCCUUUUUCUAUUGUUAAUGAGAUAGCGUCUGCAAAAAAUCUCCCCUACCUUGUGGAACAUGACAAUGUCACAAUGCUUAGAAAAGAGCAUGCAUAUUAUGCUCAAAUACAAGGACAACUAGCUUUGGCCAGGAGAACGUACUGUGAUUUUUUCGUUUUCACCUGUGUUGGUUACUUUAUGCAACGAAUUUAUUUUGAUGAGAGUUAUUGGCAUAAGUUAGUUAACAACUUAAAUUUUUUUUUCAAGAAUUAUGUUGCAUCAGAACUUUUGUCACACUAG